Messenger RNA from Lolium rigidum, 763 nucleotides. RefSeq lists its product as uncharacterized. The transcript has a single exon. The record is from RefSeq and is a predicted model, not a curated record. Lineage: Eukaryota; Viridiplantae; Streptophyta; Magnoliopsida; Poales; Poaceae. The coding region runs from base 47 to 547 and encodes 166 amino acids.
ACCACCUCUGCCACACCAACUUCUCUCUCUAAUUUCAACAGUUCUAAUGGCGACGGCGGUUGCCAGUCGGCCCAGCGGGCCGGUUCUUUCGAUACCAAACUACCGCUCCGCCUCCCCCAACCGUAUCAAGCUUUCCGCCGCCGCUGCCGCCGGAGCCCGCUCGCCGGGCAAGACCAUCAGUGUUGCAUCGGCCGCCCCCGCGAAGAGCCGUCAGUCCUGUAUGUGCUCUCCGACGAACCACCCCGGCUCGUUCCGCUGCAGCAAGCACAAGGAGCGCAAGCAGGAGGCUCCGGCCUGCCACGGCCACGGCCACAGCAAGCCCGCCUCUCCGCCUUCGCCGGCAUCCCUCGGCAGCGGGGCCUCCAAGAUGGUGACGCUGGUGCGGGUCGGCGGCGCCAUGCAGAGCGGUACGUGGGCGCGCAGGGCGCUGUCGCCGACCCCGCAGUCGCCGCACCGGAGGCGCGCUUCCGCCGGCUUCCGGCCCCGACCUAGCCGUCUCUCCACUGUCUCCUUCCCCGGGGACUGCGCCGGCGACAACCGCCAGUGAACAAACACAACCAACUCCGUCGACAUGCCAUAGCUGCAGCCUGCAGGGUACCUGUACAUACUGAGCACUGAUAGUGAGCAUAGUUGUCUGUAAGUAAUUAGCCUGUGGUAGACUGGAGUUUUUGAUCCAGGUAGCAGUCUAGCAGAGUUCAUCCUCCCUUUCGUUUUGGAUAUAUACAUGAGUGAGAAAUGGAGACAUUCGGAUACAUGCAUCUCA